Messenger RNA from Chlorella variabilis, 360 nucleotides. RefSeq lists its product as hypothetical. Lineage: Eukaryota; Viridiplantae; Chlorophyta; Trebouxiophyceae; Chlorellales; Chlorellaceae. The coding region runs from base 1 to 360 and encodes 119 amino acids. The transcript is spliced from 6 exons. The record is from RefSeq and is a predicted model, not a curated record.
AUGGCGGUGGGCAUCGUCGUGGGCGCUGCCUUCACCGACCUCAUCAAGUCUUUCGUCAGCGACUGGAUCACCCCCCUGAUUGGCGCCAUCUUCCAGGGCGGCGACUUCAACGAGUUGACCUUCAGCGUCAACGGCAGCACCUUCUUCUACGGCCACUUCAUCAACGUGUUCAUCUACUGCAAGCCCGGCCCUGCUGCCAGCCGCCAACCCCGCGUGCUGUGCUUUGCCCGUACCGCUGCAGUCCUGAUGGUGUGCAUCGUGGUGUACUUCCUGGUGGUACUGCCCAUCAACAAGCUGAUGGCCCGAGUCAACCCAGGCUACCUCCAGCAGAAGCGCCCUGACGGCUGCCCGAGUCUCUAA